AUGGCCUCCGAAGACGAAGACUACUUCCUCCCACCAGAACAACAGCGCCCCUUCAGCUCCGGCAUCCGGCGCAAACGCGUGCAGUUCGUGCGUUCCUCCAAUCUAGACACCACAACUGCUCCAACUCCCUCCUCUUCCUCCGGCACCAGCAUCGCAGACAAAUACCUCUCUAUUGUGAUGAGCCAACCAGCCCCAAACACAUCACCAAACACACCAAUCCAACACGCGCCGUCGUCACCACCAAUCCGCACACACUCCGCGCCGCCAGCCUCAGAUAUCAUCCCGCCUCCACCCACAGCGCCCGCACCAGAAUACUGCGACGUGUGCAAGCUACCUAUCCCAUCACAAGCACCAGGAGACACAACAGACCAAAGGGCCCGACACGAAGCCUCUCUCGCGCACCAAAUCUGCCUCACUCACUCCCACCCGCCGUCGCAUCUCGACCGCACGCGCACAGGUCUCCGAUACCUCUCUACCUACGGCUGGGAUCCUGAUAGUAGGCUGGGGCUCGGUGCAUCGGGCCGUGAGGGUAUUCGUGAACCUAUCAAACCUCGCAUCAAGCGUGAUACGGCUGGGUUGGGGACGGGUCUUGAUCGGGAUGGAGAUCCGCUGCCGCCUAGACCGGCGCCGCCAGUGAAGGUGCAGAAGCUUAAUUCUAAGCAGGCGCGGAAUAAAGCUGCGGAGGAUAAGAAGAGGGCGGAGAGGAUCAGGAAGGCUUUUUAUCAGAAUGAUGAGGUUUCGAAGUAUCUUGGGGAGGGGGUUUAG
This is a messenger RNA of Penicillium mononematosum, 765 nucleotides long. Its product is annotated as putative G-patch domain protein. Gene Ontology annotation, molecular function: nucleic acid binding. The coding region runs from base 1 to 765 and encodes 254 amino acids. The record is from RefSeq and is a predicted model, not a curated record. Lineage: Eukaryota; Fungi; Ascomycota; Eurotiomycetes; Eurotiales; Aspergillaceae. The transcript has a single exon.